UGUUCAUUUGUAGAGCAUCGUAAUUACAAGAUUGUUUAUAGACGGUAUGCUUCACUUUUCUUCUUGGUUGGGGUUGACAAUGACGAGAAUGAGCUUGCCAUUCUGGAAUUUAUACAUCUUUUAGUGGAGACCAUGGACCGGCAUUUCGGAAAUGUGUGUGAACUUGAUAUCAUGUUCCAUCUUGAGAAGGCCCACUUCAUGCUCGAAGAAAUGGUCAUGAAUGGCUGCAUCGUCGAGACGAGCAAGGCCAAUAUUUUGAGUCCAAUUCAGCUCAUGGACAAAGGCUUUUAGUUACAGGUGGUUAUCAUUCUUUUUCUUAAAUCCUGAGCAAGCAUUUUCUUUCUUAAUGACUGAUGUGCGUAAAUUUGCUUAUCAGUUUUAAUCAUGGUUUGUUUAACUCCAGUAAGUAUUUGGAUCAAAUAUCCGUCACUGUAUGUGAUUCAGGUUCAUCUCAUCAAUCUGAGACAAUUUGUAAUAAAAGCUUCAAUCCAAUGUUGUGAA
Molecule: messenger RNA, 501 nt
Organism: Phalaenopsis equestris
Lineage: Eukaryota; Viridiplantae; Streptophyta; Magnoliopsida; Asparagales; Orchidaceae
Product: AP-4 complex subunit sigma
Biological process (GO): protein transport; vesicle-mediated transport
Cellular component (GO): intracellular membrane-bounded organelle
Source: RefSeq, a predicted model, not a curated record